AUGUCAUCCUUUUUUGUUUUAGUUUCAGAGAUUUUCAUCGCUACGGCCUCCAUAGGGACUGUGUUGGUGGUGGCCGGCGUGAUUCUCGUCAUCUGCUUCCUGAACAGACGCCAGAACCAGAAACGAGGCUAUCGUCGGCAAUCGCUAUGGUCAGAGCUUGUUCCGGAAAAAGAGACGAGACCGGUGAUCAGCUCGAAGACCUCCGCCGGACCCGGGGGCUUGAAGAAUUCGCCAAGUCCGAUUCUGUCGCCCGAGAAUCCCGAGCAGGAGUUGCAAAAGCAAAAGCGCAACGUUAAUGACGUUGCCAGUGACAUCCGCAAAAUGGCCAGAACAACGAACAUCAACAAAUCAGUGACGUCGAUGGAGGUGCAGCCUAAGAGUACCAAUCAGGUAACGUUGCAGAAGCAGAUCGUCGACAAGGCCGUCGUCCCGGGGCUGGCCGCCAUCUCAUCCACGAACGAAGUCGGUGACGAAAACGGCAACAGCGUGAAUCAGGCCAUCUUGCACUUCAGCUUGAGCUACAACUUCGAAAGGAACGCUCUGACCGUCAACAUACUUCGCUGUACGAAUCUGCCAAACAAGAACGUCAAUCAUCCAGAAAGCAAGAAGCUCAUUGAUCCGUACAUCAAGCUGCAGUUGUUGCCAGAGAAGCAGCACAAGAUCCAGACAAGGGUGGUCAGAAACACACUAAACCCGGUGUAUGACGAGGAGUUCAUUUUCUACGGCAUGAAUUACAACCAGAUCCAGAACACGACUCUCCACUUCGUGAUCGUCUCGUUCGAUCGCUACCUGAGGGACGAGAUCAUCGGCGAG
This is a messenger RNA of Soboliphyme baturini, 813 nucleotides long. The record is from the annotation of a GenBank genome assembly. NCBI's taxonomy places the organism in Eukaryota, Metazoa, Nematoda, Enoplea, Dioctophymatida, Soboliphymatidae.